Cinclus cinclus is the source of this 1547-nucleotide messenger RNA. It is a transcript of the gene PSMD4, whose product is annotated as proteasome 26S subunit ubiquitin receptor, non-ATPase 4. Gene Ontology annotation, cellular component: nucleus; proteasome regulatory particle, base subcomplex; cytosol. Gene Ontology annotation, biological process: proteasome-mediated ubiquitin-dependent protein catabolic process. The record is from RefSeq and is a predicted model, not a curated record. The transcript has 9 exons. NCBI's taxonomy places the organism in Eukaryota, Metazoa, Chordata, Aves, Passeriformes, Cinclidae. Bases 206 to 1456 code for a protein of 416 amino acids. Gene Ontology annotation, molecular function: polyubiquitin modification-dependent protein binding.
GGGAGGGGACAAUGCCGCCCCUCUGGGGACAAUGGUGACACCGUCGUGUACCCCCAGGCCGCCCGGAACUACAACUCCCGGCAAGCUCCGCGCCGCAACGCGCUUAGACGGAGCGCGCUGAUUGGCUGCGGGGUUUGGACCAAUCAGCGCGCGCGUUGUUGGGUGUUGUGUGGGGAACGGGCCGGCGCUGUGAGAAGGGGUCAAGAUGGUUCUGGAGAGCACCAUGGUGUGCGUGGAUAACAGCGAGUACAUGCGGAACGGGGACUUCCUGCCCACGCGGCUGCAGGCGCAGCAGGACGCCGUGAACAUCGUGUGCCACUCCAAAACCCGCAGCAACCCCGAGAACAACGUGGGGCUCAUCACCCUGGCCAAUAACUGUGAGGUGCUGACCACGCUGACCCCCGACACCGGGCGCAUCCUCUCCAAACUCCACACGGUGCAGCCCAAAGGAAAAAUCACCUUCGGCACCGGGAUCCGCGUGGCUCACCUGGCGCUGAAGCACCGGCAGGGCAAGAACCACAAGAUGAGAAUCAUCGCCUUCGUGGGCAGCCCCGUGCACGACAGCGACAAGGACCUGGUGAAGCUGGCCAAGCGCCUGAAGAAGGAGAAGGUCAACGUUGACAUCAUCAACUUCGGCGAGGAGGCGAGAACCCCACCCGCCCCGCAAAAACCCCCAAAUCCCUUUCCCUCCCACACAACCCCACGCAAUCCCACGAUUCCCCAGAUCCCAGGGUUUUCUUUUUUGAAUUCCCAGGAGGCCAACACGGAGAAGCUGACGGCGUUCAUCACGGCUCUCAACGGCAAGGACGGCAGCGGCUCCCACCUGGUGACGGUGCCGCCGGGCCCCAGCCUGGCCGACGCCCUCAUCAGCUCCCCCAUCCUGGCCGGGGAGGGAGGGGCCAUGCUGGGCCUGGGGGCUUCCGACUUCGAGUUCGGGGUGGAUCCCAGCGCUGAUCCCGAGCUGGCGCUGGCUCUCCGCGUGUCCAUGGAGGAGCAGAGGCAGCGGCAGGAGGAGGAGGCUCGGAGGGCGGCGGCGGCCUCGGCAGCGGAGGCCGGGAUUGCUGCGGCCGGAGGGGACGAGUCGGACGAGGCCCUGCUCAAGAUGACCAUGGGGCAGCCCGAGUUCGGCCGGGCGGGGCUGCCGGACCUGAGCUCCAUGAGCGAGGAGGAGCAGAUCGCCUACGCCAUGCAGAUGUCCCUGCAGGGAGCUGAGUUUGCCCAGGCGGAGGCGGCUGAGGUGGACAGCGGAGCGGCCAUGGACACGUCCGAGCCCGCCAAGGAGGAGGACGACUACGACGUGAUGCAGGAUCCGGAAUUCCUGCAGAGCGUCCUGGAAAACCUUCCAGGGGUGGAUCCCAACAACGAGGCCAUCCGGAAUGCCAUGGGAUCCCUGGCGUCCCAGGCAGCCCGGGAAAACCGGGAAAACCGCGACAGGAAGGACGAGGAGAAAAAAUGAACCCCGGGAAUUCCAGGGAAAAAGGGGCGGGAAUCGACGGGAUUGCUCGGGAAUCGCAGAAAUAAAAGGAAUCAAAGGAGUUUCUUGGGAA